This is a messenger RNA of Xyrauchen texanus (razorback sucker), 1282 nucleotides long. RefSeq names its product chromobox protein homolog 8-like. Bases 59 to 1078 code for a protein of 339 amino acids. The record is from RefSeq and is a predicted model, not a curated record. The transcript has 5 exons. NCBI's taxonomy places the organism in Eukaryota, Metazoa, Chordata, Actinopteri, Cypriniformes, Catostomidae.
AGGAUCAUUCAGGCUGAGAGGGCUGUGGAAAAAAAUAGCUGCGAGGGUAGAAGUAAACAUGGAGCUCUCAGCCGUCGGGGAGAGGGUCUUCGCCGCCGAAUCCAUCAUUAAACGUCGCAUUAGGAGGGGACGGAUGGAGUAUCUGGUCAAAUGGAAAGGCUGGUCUCAAAAAUACAGCACUUGGGAACCAGAGGAAAAUAUUCUAGAUGAGCGCCUAUUCGCGGCUUUUGAAGAGAGAGAGCGUGAGAGGGAACUAUUCGGGCCAAAAAAGAGGGGACCCAAACCAGAAACAUUCUUGUUAAAGGCUAAAACUAAAGGCAGAAACUACGAGUUGAGAGAGAUUUCUCAAGGGAUUCAGGUGUCGUUUCCGGUCACAGAGCCGGUUGUGACGCCUAGAGCACGUGAGGGACUACGGACAGUCGUGCCAACCAUUUUUCCACCGAGCACCGUUAAUAGAGGCGAAAGUGUUCGCGUCCGACCUCCAGACCCCGAGAGAAACUCGCUGUCGUCGGCAGCAGCACAACGCCAUUUGGAUUUUGCCAAUUCGCCGAAAAAGCGAGGACCAAAACCAAAAUUGCGUCCCAUCGUGGGUCUAACUGGAGGUUCAUCUACUGGAAGCGUUAAAAGAAAAGCAGAUGUACCGUUGUCUUACAGGCAUUACAAAACGGAGAGAUCGGGAGAGGCAUCUAACAGUGACAUUAUGCGUGUAUCGCAGAAGUUUCAAGCGGAAUCGAGCAAUGUUAAAAAGCAAAUGGGAAGUAGGUCGGGUGAUAAUUUCACAUUUGGUGGCAACAUCAUGAAUUCAGGGGUUGAUAUUUUGCGUCAUCGAUCGAAGGACCGCUUUAGUGGGACCAUACAUCAUAAACCCAAGAUAAAACGACCUAAAAGUAAUUUAUUUCGACCCGAUCAAACCAGGGAGCAACUGCCUUUGAGUUUUGUGGACGAAACAGACGAGUCAUGGUUGCCCUGUUUGAAGAACAUGGAGAAAAUCAUCGUUACUGAUAUAACAAAUAAGUCUUUGACUGUGACCAUUAAAGAGAGUUCAACUGACAAAGGUUUCUUCAAAGAAAACAGAUGAUGCCAUUUUACUUUUUGUAUAAGUGAAUUAUUGUACUCCAAAUAGAAACAGCCAACAUAUAGAAAUAAUUUCUAGUCUGUAACUGUACAUUUAAGUCUUUCAAUCAUGUACAAAAUGCAUAUAUAUAUAUAAAUAUAUUAGAUACCACAUAUAUAGAUAUACCAUACAUAUAAAUAUAUAUAUGCCAUAUACUGUAUAUAGAUA